CAACAGAGUUAGACUCAGCACCCAUGAAAACUCAGCACCCAAAGCUCAAAACCCAUCUCUUCUCCUGCGGCUUCUUCCGCCACUGUACCCGCACCGUCCUCAGCCCCACAACCCCUCACCCUCCCCGCCCGAGCCGUCAACCCACCACCACUGCCUCCAAACCCGACUCCGCCUCCUCUUCCUCCUCCACUUCCCAAAGCUUCACCCAGUGGAAAUUCGAUCUCCCGGACUCCCCCAUCCUCCCUUACUCACAACCUGAACCCGACAGAAAACCCGAACCCACAUCAAAACCGCCGCCGCCUCCGCCGCAUCCCAUUUCCUCCACUAACCUGCAGGAGCUCUUCCAUGCAGCGGAGCUCCAGCUCAGCAUCGGGUCAUACCCGGAGCAGAUCGCGGCGCUUCACCUUUUAGAACGCUCACUUGUUCCUUACCCGCCACCAGACCCGGUUUGCCCGCCCGAAUUAAUGCGCGGGGUAGUAAGAAAUUUAAAAAACAAGGCGGCGGCAAAACCGGCAACGAAAAUUUUGUUGGCGCUUUGUCUGGCGGAGGGAAACCGUCACGUGGCGGUGGAGUCCGGUGCGGCUGCGGCGGUUGUGGAGACGGCAUUGGAGUUGGAGGCUGCUUCGGCGGAGCGGUCCCUUGCGGCGUUGGAGCUGAUGUGUACUGUGGCGGAGGGGGCGGCGGCGGUGAGGGCGCAUGCAAUGGCGGUGCCGGUUAUGGUGAUGAUAAUGGGAAGGACGUCAGCACGGGGUAAGGAGUAUGCGAUUGGUGUGCUGGCGGUGAUAUAUGGUGGUGGGGACGAUGAAGAGGCGGCGGAGGCUGUGGCGGCGGCACCGCGGGAGGAGGUGGCGCGUGCGGUGGAGCUGGCUUUGCAAGGGGAUUGUAGUGGCAGAGGGAGGAGGAAAGGGGCCCAGCUACUGAAGGUGCUUCAAGAGAACUAAUGUGGUCUUUGUUUGUUUGGUAGAGGAUCAACAAACGUAGUAAUGCUACAUAAUGUAUUAUUGUUCUUUUAAUUUUUUUAGUAAAUUGGUAUUCCAAUAAA
Molecule: messenger RNA, 1042 nt
Organism: Pyrus x bretschneideri (Chinese white pear)
Lineage: Eukaryota; Viridiplantae; Streptophyta; Magnoliopsida; Rosales; Rosaceae
Product: U-box domain-containing protein 26
Source: RefSeq, a predicted model, not a curated record